AUGCAAUUGUGGGAAAGCGGUGGUGUUGUAGCUAUGAACAACGCAUUACAACGUGCUGAGCAGCAUCAUAAUAAUUGUACAUCGAAGUGUGACAUAUUUGUUGCGAAUCUCGAUGAUGACGAUGUCUGGUCUACAGAACAUCUGAGUGAACUAUUAUCGAUCUUUAGACGUUUUCCGUCGGUCGUUUUUGCAUGGACUAAAGGAUACUACUGUAAUAACGCUGGCAAUCCAUAUCCAGGUAUAACAGUUCCACAAGACAGAGUCAACAAUUGGUCUGGAUCUUUUGGUGGUAGUAUACUCCAUUCUUCUUGGGCAUGGAAAAUGGAAGUAUUUCGAGGUUUUCGAUACCGUGGGCAAUGGGAUUUUCCACCAAAUUUUCAAGGAGGACGAGUAGCGGACGGUGAUUUAUUUGACGUAGCACGGGCAUAUAUUAUUGCAAAAAAGUUAGAUUAUUAUCAUAGCAACCAAGCUACGAUCGAGCAUCUCGUUGAAAUGGGAAGAGAGUGCGCUAAAAAUGGACCAUUAUGGUAUCCUGAUUAA
Messenger RNA from Rotaria sordida, 540 nucleotides. NCBI's taxonomy places the organism in Eukaryota, Metazoa, Rotifera, Eurotatoria, Philodinida, Philodinidae. The record is from the annotation of a GenBank genome assembly.